AUGGGCUUCAGCACAACUUUCGAGCCCGACGUCUACCCUGAGCUCUGGACGAUGGACGACACGGCACGGGAUGCAAAUGCGGAAGCGGGAGCGGGAUGCAAGCAAGACGUCCAGUUCCAGAUUGACGAGGCGACUUUGAUGCGACCUCAACAUGCCGCAAUCCAGAGGAUUGGUUGCUAA
Molecule: messenger RNA, 180 nt
Organism: Colletotrichum higginsianum IMI 349063
Lineage: Eukaryota; Fungi; Ascomycota; Sordariomycetes; Glomerellales; Glomerellaceae
Exons: 1
Coding region: 1-180 (59 amino acids)
Source: RefSeq, a predicted model, not a curated record